AGGCGGCGUCUGUCGCUCCUUUUGUCUUUCCGUGGGAUGAGAACUGUCAUGGCGCCUUCAAAAAGUGGGAGCAGCCCUUCCCUGAGUUGAGGAGGACCAUCGAGGGACCACCUGAACCAGCGGUGCGGCGGACACAGACGAGUCCCACCGGGGAAGGAAAAACCCAAACCUCGCGCGGUGCCCGCCCGACCAGCCGUGGGGGAGGAGACGCGCUCGCGGGGCAGCCCUGCGAACUGCCGUCCAGCGGGCCCCGCCCCCCGCCGCCGCCUCGGCCAAUGGCAGCCGGACGGCGCCGCGGCCCCGCCCAUCUGUUGGUCGGGACGCCGCGAGGGCGGGGCCCGCAGUUCGGUUGCGCUGUGGAGCGCAGCUGGGAGGGAGUCGCCGCGAUCUGGGGCCCCGGAGCCCGAGCUGGAGCUGAGGCGCAGGUUGCGGGGCGCGGAGUCGGGCGUGCAGGCCUGCGUAUUCAUGCCAGCAUGUCGGAAGGGGAGUCUCAGACGGUGCUCAGCAGUGGCUCAGACCCUAAAGUAGAAUCCUCAUCUUCUGCUCCUGGCCUGACGUCAGUGUCACCUCCCGUGACCUCCACCACCUCAGCUGCUUCCCCUGAAGAAGAAGAAGAAAGUGAAGAUGAGUCUGAGAUCUUGGAGGAGUCCCCCUGUGGGCGCUGGCAGAAGAGGCGCGAAGAGGUAAAUCAGCGGAAUGUUCCAGGUAUUGACAGUGCAUACCUGGCUAUGGAUACAGAGGAGGGUGUCGAGGUUGUGUGGAAUGAGGUGCAGUUUUCUGAGCGCAAGAACUACAAGUUACAGGAGGAAAAGGUCCGUGCUGUGUUUGAUAAUCUGAUUCAGUUGGAACAUCUCAACAUUGUUAAGUUUCACAAGUAUUGGGCUGACGUAAAAGAGAACAAGGCUAGGGUUAUUUUUAUCACAGAAUACAUGUCAUCGGGGAGUCUUAAACAAUUUCUGAAGAAGACCAAAAAGAACCACAAGACUAUGAAUGAGAAGGCUUGGAAGCGCUGGUGCACACAAAUCCUCUCUGCCCUCAGCUACCUGCACUCCUGUGACCCCCCCAUCAUCCAUGGGAACCUGACCUGUGACACCAUCUUCAUCCAGCACAACGGACUCAUCAAGAUUGGCUCUGUGGCUCCUGACACCAUCAACAAUCACGUGAAGACCUGUCGGGAAGAGCAGAAGAACCUACACUUCUUUGCGCCUGAGUAUGGAGAAGUCACCAAUGUGACGACAGCUGUGGACAUCUACUCUUUUGGCAUGUGUGCACUGGAGAUGGCAGUGCUGGAGAUUCAGGGCAAUGGGGAGUCCUCCUACGUGCCACAGGAAGCUAUCAGCAGUGCCAUCCAGCUUCUAGAAGACCCAUUACAGAGGGAGUUUAUUCAGAAGUGCCUGCAGCCUGAGCCCGCUCGCAGACCAACAGCCAGAGAACUUCUGUUCCACCCAGCGCUGUUUGAAGUGCCCUCCCUUAAACUCCUCGCUGCCCACUGCAUCGUUGGACACCAGCACAUGAUCCCAGAGAAUGCUUUGGAGGAGAUCACCAAAAACAUGGACACCAGUGCUGUCCUGGCUGAAAUCCCCGCGGGACCAGGAAGAGAGCCAGUUCAGACGUUGUACUCUCAGUCUCCGGCUCUGGAAUUAGAUAAAUUCCUUGAAGAUGUCAGGAAUGGGAUCUACCCUCUGACGGCCUUUGGACUGCCUCGGCCACAGCAGCCGCAGCAGGAGGAGGUGACAUCUCCUGUUGUGCCCCCCUCUGUGAAGACGCCAACACCUGAGCCCGCUGAGGUGGAGACCCGCAAGGUGGUGCUGAUGCAGUGCAACAUUGAGUCUGUGGAGGAGGGAGUCAAGCACCAUCUGACGCUUCUGCUGAAGCUGGAGGACAAACUGAACCGGCACCUGAGCUGUGACCUGAUGCCAAAUGAGAACAUCCCGGAGCUGGCGGCGGAGCUGGUGCAGCUGGGCUUCAUCAGUGAGGCUGACCAGAGCCGGCUGACUUCUUUGCUGGAGGAGACCCUGAACAAGUUCAACUUUGCCAGGAACAGUACCCUCAACUCCGCCGCUGUCACGGUCUCCUCCUAGAGCUGCCUCGGGCCAGGUCCCUCUGCUGCGCUGUGGCUGUCUUGGACUGCUGCAGUCCUCCUGCCCCUCCCCCCAGUCAGUAUUACCCUUGAAGUCCCUUCUCUCCUUCACUAUUCAGGAGGGCUUUGGGGGCUCCCUGGUCCUGAGCAUCAUCCUGCCCCUCGCCCCCUCUUCCUCCCCUCUGCACUUUGUUUACGUGUUUUGCACAGACAUGGGCCUGGGCCUUCUCAGCAGCCGCCUUCUAGCUGUGAGCCAGGAGCUGCCCUGCCAGCCCCUGCCUAGCCUGUGUGGACAGGAGGCCCACGGUCACGAGGGGGGGGCUGACUUCUACAAUCCCACUGCGGAAGAUGGGCGGGCGGGAGAGUGAGGUGGUGCUGCAGGGGUGGCCCUGGGGGGGCCAUUCGAUUUGCCUCAGUUGCUGCUGUAAUAAAAGUCUACUUUUUGCUA
Ochotona princeps (American pika) is the source of this 2528-nucleotide messenger RNA. RefSeq names its product nuclear receptor binding protein 1 (gene NRBP1). Gene Ontology annotation, biological process: endoplasmic reticulum to Golgi vesicle-mediated transport; protein phosphorylation; intracellular signal transduction. Gene Ontology annotation, cellular component: endomembrane system; cytoplasm. The transcript is spliced from 18 exons. The coding region runs from base 276 to 2081 and encodes 601 amino acids. NCBI's taxonomy places the organism in Eukaryota, Metazoa, Chordata, Mammalia, Lagomorpha, Ochotonidae. The record is from RefSeq and is a predicted model, not a curated record. Gene Ontology annotation, molecular function: protein kinase activity; ATP binding.